AGUGACAAUGUUGAAGCUGGUUUUGUUGGCGGCCAUAACGGCUGAUGUGUUUUUAGUAGUUUCAACGACAGUUUGCAAACCUAAUGAAGAAUACAACGAUUGCAUAAAUCGUGGAUGCAACGCACAAAAUUGCUCGCAGCUGGGUCUUCCGUUGCCAUGCGUCGAUGUUGAUCCCAAAUACUGCAUCCCUGGGUACAUCUGUAAAUCUGGCUACACAAGAGCUGAUAAUGGCACUUGCAUUCCCACAGAGCAAUGUCCAUCUUGUGGAGGGGAUCCUAAUGCCGUAUCGGGGUGUGGUACAUUCUGCACAAAAUGCUCCAAUUACAAGAAAGGACCUAUUGCGUGUCCUGCUAUCUGUAGGCUAAACGGGUGUGACUGUAGAAAAGGCUACGUAUACGAUCAGAACAUCAAGAAGUGUGUUCUUCCCAAACAAUGCACACCAACGUGUAAGGACAAUGAGGUAUAUUCUGACUGUAUCAACGGGGGAUGCAGUCCUCGAAACUGUUCCCAGCUAGGCAAGCCACAGCCUUGCGUAAAGUUAAGUCCUGAUGCUUGCAUCAAAGGUUGUGUUUGCAAGUCGGGAUAUCUGAAGGCUGACAACGGCACGUGCAUUCCUUCUAAACAAUGUCCAUCGUGCGGAGGUGACCCUAACGCCGAAUCAGGAUGUGGUACAUUCUGCAAAAGAUGCUCAAACUACAAAAAUGAAACGCUUAAGUGUCCUAUUGGCUGUAUACUGAACGGCUGUCAAUGCAAAGAGGGCUUCAUCUACGAUCAGAAUAUAAAAAAGUGUGUUCGUCCCAAGCAAUGCACACCAACAUGUAAGGCCAAUGAAGAAUACUCCGACUGCGUCAAUGGUGGGUGUGCCCGGCGAAACUGUUCCCAACUGGGCAAACCAGUGCGCUGCGUAAAGCUGAAACCAGGUGCUUGCAAAAAAGGAUGUGUCUGCAAGUCAGGCUAUUUGAAAGCUAAAAACGGCACUUGCAUUCCUGUGAAACAAUGUCCAUGCAAACCCAAUGAAGAAUACUCUGAUUGCAUAAAUCGCGGGUGUUACGCGCGAAACUGCUCGCAGCUGGGUUAUCCGUUGGAAUGUGCCGACGUUGUGGUCAAAGAUGAAGACUGUAUCGAGGGCUUCAUCUGCAAACCUGGCUACACUAGAGCUGAUAAUGGCACUUGCAUUCCUACAGAUCAAUGUCCAUCGUGUGGAGGUGAUCCUAAUGCCGAAUCCGGAUGUGGUAGCUUCUGUAAAAGAUGCUCUAACUACAAAAAUGAAUCGCUGAUUUGUCCCAUUGGUUGUAUACUGAACGGCUGUCAAUGCAGAGAGGGUUACAUAUACGAUCAGAAUACAAAAAAAUGUGUUCUCCCAAAACAAUGCACGCCAACAUGUAAGAUCAAUGAAAUUUAUUCUGAAUGCACCAAUACUGGAUGUACUGCCCAAAAUUGCUCCCAACUGGGCACACCGGUGCCCUGCGUAAGACUGGACCCAAAAUACUGCAAAAAAGGCUGUGUUUGCGACGAGGGCUACUUAAGAGCUGAUAAUGGAACCUGCAUUCCCGAGAAAGAAUGUCCUGCUUGCGGAGGUGACCCAAAUGCAGAGUCUGGAUGUGGUACAUUCUGUGAAACCUGCACCAACUACAAAUCUGGUCCAGUUCCUUGUCCCGAUAUCUGUCUUUUAAACGGUUGCCAAUGCAGAGAGGGCUACAUUUACGACCCGAAUAUAAAGAAGUGCGUUCUACCCGAGCAAUGCACACCAACUUGCAAAGCUAAUGAAGUCUACUCCGACUGCAAUAAUAAUGGAUGCGAUCCUAGGAGCUGCUCCCAAUUGGGCAACCCUGUGGCUUGCGUGGAUAUAAGUCCCGACUCAUGCAUUAAGGGUUGCGUCUGUGCUUCAGGCUAUUUGAGGGCUGACAACGGCACUUGCAUUCCCGAAAAACAAUGUCCAUCAUGUGGAGGCGAUCCUAACGCCGAAUCAGGGUGUGGCGUAUUCUGUGACAGAUGCUCAGGAGCAAUACCAUGUCCGAGAAUCUGUUAUCCAAAUAGCUGCCAAUGUAAAUCCGGCUACAUCUAUGACCAGAACAUCAAGAAGUGUGUUCUACCCAAUCAAUGCACACCAACUUGUAAAGAUAAUGAAGAAUACUCCGACUGCAUCAAUGGUGGAUGUGACGCAAGAAACUGUUCUCAACUGGGCAAUCCAAUACCUUGCGUAAAGUUAAAUCCCGACGAUUGUAUUAAAGGAUGUGUUUGCUCUUCGGGCUAUUUGAGGGCUGACAACGGCACUUGCAUUCCCGAGAAACAAUGUCCAUCAUGUGGAGAUGAUCCUAACGCUGAAUCAGGGUGCGGCGUUUUCUGUGACAGAUGCUCAGGACCAAUAAAAUGUCCGAGAAUAUGUCAUCCAAAUAGCUGCCAAUGUAAAUCCGGCUACAUCUAUGACCAGAACAUCAAGAAGUGUGUUCUACCCAAGCAAUGCACACCAACUUGUAAAGAUAAUGAAGAAUACUCCGACUGCAUCAAUGGUGGAUGUGACGCAAGAAACUGUUCUCAACUGGGCAAUCCAAUACCUUGCGUAAAGUUGAAUCCCGACGAUUGUAUUAAAGGAUGUGUUUGCUCUUCGGGUUAUUUGAGAGCUGACAAUGGCACUUGCAUUCCUGUGAAAGAAUGUCCAUCUUGUGGAGGCGACCCUAAUGCGGAAUCUGGAUGCGGUGUUUUCUGUAACAGAUGCUCUGGACCCAUACCAUGCCCCAAAAUUUGUGAAGUGAACGGAUGUCAAUGUAAACCCAACUAUAUUUAUGAUGAUAACACCAAGAAGUGCGUACUGCCUGAACAAUGCACUCCCACGUGCAAAGACCAUGAAGUGUACUCAAAUUGUGUCAACGGUGGUUGUCUUAGACGGAAUUGCUCGCAAGUGGGCAAACCAAUUCUAUGCGUUCUAGUGACAAAAGGCGGGUGUAUUAAGGGAUGCAUUUGUGAAUCUGGAUACCUGCGAGAUGAUAAGGGGAAUUGUAUACCGGAGGAUCAGUGCCAACGCUGCCAAGAAGGCGAAGUGUACUCUAAAUGUGCCAAUGGAGUUUGUCCGGCCCAAAGCUGCAGCCUAUAUGGAAAACCUCUUCCAUUGUGUUCUCCUAUAAACCCCGCAUCUUGUAAGCCUGGUUGCAUAUGUGCAAAUGGCUAUCUUAGGAAUAAGGAUGGUGUUUGCAUCCCGAAGGAAAAAUGUCCAGAACGCUGCCAAAAAGGCGAAGUGUACUCUGAAUGUGCCAACGGAAUUUGUCCACCCCAGACCUGCAGCUGGUAUGGAAAGCCUAUUCCACCGUGUGCGCCUGUAAACCCUGAUUCUUGUAAGCCCGGUUGUAUAUGUGCAAAAGGCAAUCUUAGGAAUACGGAUGGUGUUUGCAUUCCGGAGGAGAAAUGUCCAGAAGCAUCCUGUAAGAACAAAGUCAACGAAGUUUAUUCCGACUGCAUAAAUGGUGGGUGCGAUGCUAGAAACUGCUCUCAAUUGGGCAACCCUGUCCCUUGCGUCAAGAUAAGACCCGAAGAUUGCAAAAAGGGCUGCAUCUGCGAUGUAGGGUUCUUAAGGGCUGCCAAUGGCACAUGCAUUCCACAGAAACAAUGUCCUUCUUGUGGAGGAGAUCCUAAUGCCGAAGCAGGGUGUGGCGUCUUUUGUGACCUAUGCUCCGGACCAAUACCAUGUCCUAAAAUCUGUAAAGUAAAUGGAUGUCAAUGCAAACCUGGUUACAAAUACGACCAGAACAUCCAGAAGUGUGUGCUACCAAAGCAAUGCACCCCAACCUGUAAGUGCCACGAAGUGUACUCCGAUUGUAUCAACGGUGGGUGUGCUAGAAGGAACUGCUCUCAGCUGGACAAGCCUGUUGCCUGCGUAUCGAUAAUAGAAGGCGGCUGUAUCAAGGGAUGCGUUUGCGAAUCUGGUUACCUGAGAGCUGAUAAUGGAACAUGCAUACCAGAGAGUCAAUGCCCGCGAUGCAAGUCCGGCGAAGAGUAUUCCACGUGUGCUAACGGGAUAUGUCGACUCCAAUACUGCAGCCAGUAUGGAGCGCCGAUUCCAUUCUGUCCAGCCUUCAAAACUAGCAAAUGUAAACCCGGAUGUGUAUGCAAGAAAAAGUUCUUGAAGAAUACAGACGGCGUUUGCAUCCCACAGGAGGAGUGUCCAGAAGCGCAAUGUCCACCCGGAGAAAUAUACUCUCAAUGCUCAAACGCCCCAUGCAUGAAACAGUAUUGCAUCCAGUACGGUAUAAACUUCCUCUCUUGCCUGGCAUUAGAGCCUAAGAAAAAAUGUAAACCAGGGUGCAUCUGCAAGGAUGGUUAUUUGAGGACACAAGAAGGAAUGUGCAUUCCAGAAGAUACGUGCCCAGAAGCUCAAUGUCCACCCGGAGAAAUAUACUCUCAAUGCUCAAACGCCCCAUGCAUGAAACAGUAUUGCAUCCAGUACGGUAUAAACUUCCUCUCUUGCCUGGCAUUAGAGCCUAAGAAAAAAUGUAAACCAGGGUGCAUCUGCAAGGAUGGUUAUUUGAGGACACAAGAAGGAAUGUGCAUUCCAGAAGAUACGUGCCCAGAUCUUAAGAACGGGACUAUUCCCACCUCUCGUUCCCACCGCUGCAACUCCUGUGUAACCAGGAUCUACAGCUUGACCGUCAAUAAAACGCAACCAGUGAAGAUCAAGUUUGUUCCGAAGAUCUUAACGAACUUCAAAAUAGCUGAAAUCGAAAAACCGAGCGAGUUCGAGUCGCGAGUCCGACUUUCAGCGCAUGCUCCCAACACAGACGGUGUUCUCGCUCGGCCGAAUAUGUUGAAGUAUUUUGUUCUGCUGGUCGCUGCCAGCAUGUUAAUUCAAAUAUCUGUGGCUCAAGAUGGUGUAGAUGUCGUUGAAAGCUCUGACGUCGAAGAAAGUGAAUCAUCAUUAAACUCCGAAUCAUCAUCAUUAGUAAAACCAAAAUGCGGCACUCCCCGUCCAAAAUGUACUAAGAAAAACGAGCAGCUGGAAAUUUGCCCGCCACCCUGUCCAUUUAAAACGUGCGGCAUUGAUGACACCCUGAUCGACUGUGCACCAGCCCCCGUCCCUGGAGACCCUGACUGCCCACCACCAGCCUGUCGGUGCAAGUCUCAGUUCUUCAGGGACGACAAAGGGAAUUGCGUACCUUGGGACAAGUGUCCUGUUUGUCCUGCCAACGAACAGUAUGACCCUUGCGACACACCAUGCCCUCUCAGAAAAUGCGACGUCGAUCCUAGAGUCAUAAAGUGUGCAGCAUCACCCAAACUGGGAGACAAAGAUUGCGUAGUGGGGUGCCGAUGCAUUGAUGGUUACGCGAGGGAUAAGAAAGGAGUUUGCGUUCCAAGGGAGCAGUGUCCUGGUUAUUGUCCUGCCAACGAACAGUUUGACUCUUGUGAUACACCAUGCCCUCUCAGACGAUGCGACGUUGACCCUAGACUCAUAAGGUGUGCAGCACCACCCAAUCCGGGAGACAAGGAUUGCGUAGUGGGGUGCCGAUGCAUUGAUGGUUAUGCGAGGGAUGAGAACGGAGUUUGUGUUCCAAGGGAGCAGUGUCCUGGUUAUUGUCCUGCCAACGAACAGUACGACCCUUGCGAUACACCAUGCCCUCUCAGACGAUGCGACGUCGAUCUUACACUCAUAAAGUGUGCAUUGCCACCCAAACCGGGAGACGAACUUUGCGUAGCGGGAUGCCGAUGCAUUGAUGGUUACGCGAGGGACGCCAACGGAGUUUGCAUUCCAAGGAAGCAAUGUCCACCAAAGGUACCGAAUUGCGGAACAAAUGAAGUCUACGACAAAUGCCCUGAUUGUUCGCCGCAGACCUGCGAGACAAUGAAUGCUAUUUACCAUUGCCCUCUGAGACCAGCCAACAACACCGGGCCUGGCUGCAAACCUAGCUGUCGGUGUAAGAAGGGAUACUACAGAAACAAAAUUGGGCAAUGUAUUUCUGCCGAAGAGUGCUCGAGAUGCACUGGUUCUCACGAGUACUACUCAUGCGGCGGUGCUUGUGACAACGUAUGCGAUACUAUAAAGGAACAAAAUCAAACUAAUUGCCCGAUUAUAAACGUGAAGUGCAACGAAAUGUGCUACUGCGAGGAAGGCUACGCGAGAGACUACAAAGGAGAAUGUAUACCUAUCAAAGACUGCCCAGUGUGCCCUACAAACGAGAGAUACGACCCGUGUCCAGAAACUCUGUGCGGUCCUAAAACCUGUGACGAAGCUGGAUUCCCUAAAAAUUGUACUCCCAGAGAAGAUGGAGCCUCUUGUCCAGGGAAACCAGGGUGUGUCUGCAGGGACGGCUAUUUGAGGGACGAAAAUGGCAGAUGUAUUCAAUCGAACGAAUGCCCAUCCUGUGGUGGUGACAAGAACGCAACCCUCGGCUGCGGAGUCAACUGCAACAGGCACUGCUCCAACGUAAACCAGACUGAACCAAAAGCUUGCAUCUUGAUCUGCUACUCCAACGCUUGUGACUGCAGAUCCGACAUAAACGGCAGAGACUAUUAUUAUGACGAUAAUCUGAAAAAGUGCGUGCUGCCCGAAGACUGCACACCUCAAUGUAAGCAGAACGAAGUAUUCAGCGAUUGCAUUAACGGUGGAUGUGGCAAGCAAAAAUGUUCAGAUAUCAACAAGCCAGUAGUGUGUGUGCACCCUAAAGUGUGUAAGUCAGGAUGCAUUUGCGCACCAGGAUACUUGAGAGCCAAAAACGGAACUUGCGUCCUAAGCGAAAAAUGUGAUCCUCCUCCAAAAUGCAAAGCAAACGAAGAAUUUUCCAAAUGUGGCCGCGAUGGAUGCCUGAAACACUACUGUAGUGAUCUUGACACACCUCCUCUAUGUAGAGACACUUUCCAGUGCAUACCACAAUGUGAAUGCAAAGAAGGGUUCCUGAGAGCAUCGUUUGACAACGACACCUGUGUACCGAUAGAGAAGUGUCCAAGAAAAUGCAAGAAAAACGAAUACCUCUCAGAAUGUCCCGCUGGUACGUGCCAACCUAAAACCUGCAAAGAAGCUGGGUUCCCAAUACCAUGCCCUACAGUAGGCCCCGGCGUUGGACCUUGCUCUUCAGGCCCCGGAUGUCUAUGCAAUCCUGGUUACUUGAGAAAUGAUAAAGGAAUUUGUAUUCCACAACAAGAAUGUCCAUCAUGCGGUGGCGACGAUAAUGCUGUCCCAGGAUGUGGAGGAAAUUGUGGAAACACUUGUACCACCUACAACCGCACAGAUAUAGUGUGCACCCUCAUUUGCAAACUGAACGGCUGCGACUGCAAGAAAGGCUACGUGUACGAUGGCAACGUGAAAAAAUGUGUUUUGCCGAAGAAUUGUUCACCAACAUGCCAAGUGAAUGAAGAGUACUCAACCUGUGCUAAUGGUAGGUGCGGCCAGAACUGUGCAGACAAAGGCAAAAUUGUACACUGUCCAUUGAUAUCUGACGAUACAUGUACUGCGGGAUGUGUUUGCAAAAACGGUUACCUGAGAGCUCAGAAUGGCACAUGUGUGCUUGAAAAUCAGUGUGAAGAGCAGACUUCAUGUGGAGGUGAUGAGAACGCCGUCCCUGGAUGUGGAGUGCAUUGUGGCAACACUUGUGAUACUUACAACAGAACAGAUCCUAUAGUAUGCCCCCUCAUUUGCAACUUGAACGGUUGCGACUGCAAACCAGGUUAUGUGUUCGACGGCAACUUGAAUAAAUGCGUUUUGCCAGAGAAAUGCACACCAACAUGCAAAGUGAAUGAAGUAUUCUCAACAUGUGCCAAUAGUGCUUGCGGCCAAAGCUGUGCUGACAAAGACAAAAUUUUGAACUGCCCAUUGAUAUCUGAUGAUACCUGUACUCCUGGAUGUAUUUGCCAAAAGGGUUAUCUGAGAGCUCAGAACGGCACAUGUGUGCCUGAAGACCAGUGUGAGCAGACGUGUCCAGAGGGUGAAAUUUUAUCCACUUGUCCACCAAUAAAAUGUGAUGCAGAAUAUUGUCCUAAAUCUAGGAACUCGUCUCUAACUUGUCCAAUUCCUAAAAAGUGCCCUUCACCAAGAUGUGUGUGUGGAUUCAAUAGACACCGAGACAGGAAAACCGGAAAAUGUAUAGCUACAGCUCAAUGUCCUCCAUUCCCCUGUGAUGGUCCAAAUGAAAAAUACCAAUCCUGUCCGCCAGUUUGCCCUGGAGAAACUUGUACUGACUAUUUGAAAAAUGCGACAUGCCCUAAAUUUAGGAUUGGCAUCGUGGUACCUUGUAAACCAGCGUGUAGAUGCUUAAAGGGCUACUACAGAAAUUCACAAGGAAUAUGCAUUUCGAAAAACAAGUGCAAAGAACAAACAUGUAAAGUGAAUGAAGAAUACUCGACCUGCAUCAAUGGUUUGUGUCGCCCCCAGAAGUGUGUUGACAAAGACAUAACAAUUACUUGUCCAAAAUAUGACAAAACUACUUGUAAAGGGGGCUGCGUUUGCAAAAAAUCGUUCUUGAGAGCCAAGAAUGGUACCUGCAUCCCUCAAGAUCAGUGCGACGAAAGUUGUUGAGGAGUUUAGUUGUUAAAUAGCUAUUGAGACUGUUUUUGGUUAUUUUUAUAAUUUUGUAUGUUUUUAUAAUUCCAGUACUUAUCCUUUUUCUUUCAAUAAUAUUAAUGUCAGUGAGUUAUAAAUCAUCUUUGUUUUCCUUCAGAACAAACUGUAAUAAUGAAUUUACUGUAAAUUGUAACUUGAUUAAAAUACAGAUAUCUAAAUCUAUGUUCUCCCGAGUAAAGUCUUCUGCUAUUUUUAAACAAAUACUUUCUUGUUGUGUUCUGCUGCCAUAUGAGUAAGGCAAACUUUUAUAAGACCAUAGUAACCAUGUUCAUUCCAUUAUCCAUUCUAACUUCAGUGAAUCAAUGUGUAUCAACAGAUAGGUACUAUCUUCUAGAAAUUCUAAGCUUUUGGCUGAAAUAAAGUUUUAUAAUAA
Messenger RNA from Ostrinia nubilalis (European corn borer), 8912 nucleotides. Its product is annotated as zonadhesin-like. The record is from RefSeq and is a predicted model, not a curated record. The transcript is spliced from 46 exons. NCBI's taxonomy places the organism in Eukaryota, Metazoa, Arthropoda, Insecta, Lepidoptera, Crambidae. Bases 8 to 8494 code for a protein of 2828 amino acids.